Boleophthalmus pectinirostris (great blue-spotted mudskipper) is the source of this 2226-nucleotide messenger RNA. RefSeq lists its product as uncharacterized. The transcript has 6 exons. The record is from RefSeq and is a predicted model, not a curated record. NCBI's taxonomy places the organism in Eukaryota, Metazoa, Chordata, Actinopteri, Gobiiformes, Gobiidae. The coding region runs from base 1 to 2226 and encodes 741 amino acids.
AUGGUUUACGUGGGCACGUGGGCACGUCAUCCGUGGGAUCUACAUCACUUUAAUGGUGCUGAGUUCCUCCCAUCACAUCUCACUGGGGUCACUCCUCCUCUCGAAGUCUCUAACCCUCCUCCCGAAGUCACUAACCCUCCUCCUGAAGUCACUAACCCUCCUCCCGAAGUCACUAACCCUCCUCCUGAAGUCACUAACCCUCCUCCUGAAGUCACUAACCCUCCUCCUGAAGUCACUAACCCUCCUCCUGAAGUCACUAACCCUCCUCCCGAAGUCACUAACCCUCCUCCUGAAGUACUAACCUCCCGAAGUCCUCCUCCUGAAGUCACUAACCCUCCUCCUGAAGUCACUAACCCUCCUCCUGAAGUCACUAACCCUCCUCCUGAAGUCACUAACCCUCCUCCCGAAAACCCUCCUCCCGAAGUCACUAACCCUCCUCCCGAAGUCACUAACCCUCCAGAAGUCUCUAACCCCUCUGAAGUCACUAACCCUCCUCCUGAAGUCACUAACCUCCCUAACCUCCUCCGAAUCCUAACCUCCUCCCAAGUCCUAACCCUCCUCCCGAAGUCCUCUAACCCUCCUCCUGAAGUCACUAACCCUCCUCCCGAAGUCUCUAACCCUCCUCUCCGAAGUCCUAACCCUCCUCCUGAAGUCACUAACCCUCCUCCCGAAGUCACUAACCCUCCAGAAGUCUCUAACCUCCUCCUCCGAAGUCCUAACCUCCUCUCCGAAGUCACUAACCCUCCUCCCGAAGUCACUAACCCUCCUCCUGAAUCACUAACCUCCUCCCGAAGUCACUCCUCACUAACCUCCGAAGUCACUAACCCUCCUCCUGAAGUCACUAACCCUCCUCCCGAAGUCACUAACCCUCCAGAAGUCUCUAACCCUCCUCCUGAAGUCACUAACCCUCCUCCCGAAGUCUCUAACCCUCCUCCCGAAGUCACUAACCCUCCUCCUGAAGUCACUAACCCUCCUCCCGAAGUCACUAACCCUCCAGAAGUCUCUAACCCUCCUCCUGAAGUCACUAACCCUCCUCCCGAAGUCUCUAACCCUCCUCCUGAAGUCACUAACCCUCCACCCGAAGUCUCUAACCCUCCAGAAGUCUCUAUCCCUCCUCCUGAAGUCUCUAACCCUCCUCCCAAAGUCACUAACCCUCCAGAAGUCACUAACCCUCCUCCUGAAGUCUCUAACCCUCCAGAAGUCACUAACCCUCCUCCCGAAGUCACCAACCCUCCUCCCGAAGUCACUAACCCUCCAGAAGUCACUAACCCUCCUCCUGAGGUCACUAACCCUCCUCCAGAAGUCACUAACCCUCCUGAAGUCUCUAACCCUCCUCUUGAAGUCUCUAACCCUCCUCCCGAAGUCUCUAACCCUUCUCCUGAAGUCACUAACCCUCCUCCCGAAGUCACUAACCCUCCAGAAGUCACUAACCCUCCUCCCGAAGUCACUAACCCUCCUCCUGAAGUAACUAACCCUCCUUCUGAAGUCACUAACCCUCCUCCCGAAGUCACUAACCCUCCUCCUGAAGUAACUAACCCUCCUUCUGAAGUCACUAACCCUCCUCCUGAAGUCAUUAACCCUCCAGAAGUCACUAACCCUCCUCCCGAAGUCACUAACCCUCCUCCCGAAGUCACUAACCCUCCAGAAGUCUCUAACCCUUCUCCUGAGGUCACUAACCCUCCUUCUGAAGUCACUAACCCUCCUCCUGAAGUCACUAACCCUCCUCCUGAGGUCACUAACCCUAAUCCUGAAGUCACCAACCCUCCUCCUGAGGUCACUAACCCUCCUCCUGAAGUCACCAACCCUCCUCCUGAAGUCACUAACCCUCCUCCUGAGGUCACUAACCCUCCUUCUGAAGUCACUAACCCUCCUCCUGAAGUCACCAACCCUCCUCCUGAGGUCACUAACCCUCCAGAAGUCUCUAACCCUUCUCCCGAAGUCACUAACCCUCCAGAAGUCUCUAACCCUUCUCCUGAGGUCACUAACCCUCCUUCUGAAGUCACUAACCCUCCUCCUGAAGUCACCAACCCUCCUCCUGAGGUCACUAACCCUAAUCCUGAAGUCACCAACCCUCCUCCUGAGGUCACUAACCCUCCUUCUGAAGUCACUAACCCUCCUCCUGAAGUCACCAACCCUCCUCCUGAAGUCUCUAACCCUCCUCCUGAGGUCACUAACCCUUCUCCCGAAGUCAAUAAUGAAUCAAUAAUUUUGGUCACUAUUGGCUGA